AGACUUCUAGGUCCUCUGCUAAUUAAUGCCUUCCGCCUUCCCAGAUGAUGUCUCGAGAAGGGCUCUGAACAUUGGAUCAUCGAUUUAUGUUGCUAACCCACAAGCUGAUGGGUGGUGGGGUGCUCUGCCCUUCUCUGAUUUAUUGUCCAUGACUCAGCCGUACCCAAGACAAUAAAAUCCGAGUGAAGACCAACCUUUCCCGGCACAUCAGUAUGCUGCCGGAUCGUUCCUCUUCCCUCUCAGGAUACAUUAAACUCUUGUUCCUGGCCUUACCUGUCCUUGUGCUCCUGGCUUAGGCUUCCCCAGAUGGAUGGGUCAAAAGGUGCAGUUAUAGAAUUGGCAGAUGCAGGCAAUCUUGCAAAGAAAAUGAGAAGAAGAAAGAAAAAUGUGGGCCAAAAAGAAUUUGCUGCAUCCCUGAUGGAAAGCACAUAUCCUUAAACCCUUAUGAGAAACAACAGAUAAGAUGUCAGUUUAAGUCAAGAACAACUCAACAUCCACCAACUCUUGACGUAAGACUUUUAACAGCCAGAAUAAUGAGUCAGUAAAGGACCUACAUGGUCCCUAGCUCCUUAGACACCUGCUGGGUCUUCACAUAAUCCAUUAAAGAAAAUAUGCUCAUUCCAGCUCUCUUUCCGUCCUGCCUCUCUAGUCCUCUGUAGCCUGAUAUCUCUAGGUUGUCCCAGGGUUUGACUGAUAUUACUGGUUCUCACUGUAAGACAGUUUUAUAGGAUCUAGAUUCUGAAUUCCUAAGCCUCCGACCAGGCGCUGCUAGGUCCCUCAACAUGGAAGUUUUCCAGGCUAAUGCAGCUUCCAUCUUAGCCACACAUUCUUAUCUAACGCCUCAUCCUAGACUCUUGAGGUAGGUCAGUGUGUUUGGUCCAGAGGUCUUCUUUUGCCUCUUUAGCUCAAGGUUUAGCCCAAGAUUCUGCCUCAUGGGCUCACUCUUGGAAUUUAUCCCUUACCCCAGUUCCCUAAUCGCACUUGGCUUUCCAAAGAUUGGCGUGCCCUCUGACUGGGAAACAACCAUUGCUACCCUACCCAAAUGAAAGGGGAAGAUAGUAAAACAAAACAAAACACACACACACAAACAACCAGUACCCCCAAACCAAAAAAACAACCCCCCAAAUC
Acinonyx jubatus (cheetah) is the source of this 1128-nucleotide messenger RNA. It is a transcript of the gene DEFB115, whose product is annotated as defensin beta 115. Gene Ontology annotation, biological process: innate immune response. The transcript has 2 exons. Lineage: Eukaryota; Metazoa; Chordata; Mammalia; Carnivora; Felidae. The record is from RefSeq and is a predicted model, not a curated record. Gene Ontology annotation, cellular component: extracellular region.